This is a messenger RNA of Rhodamnia argentea, 823 nucleotides long. RefSeq names its product dormancy-associated protein homolog 4-like. NCBI's taxonomy places the organism in Eukaryota, Viridiplantae, Streptophyta, Magnoliopsida, Myrtales, Myrtaceae. The transcript is spliced from 3 exons. The record is from RefSeq and is a predicted model, not a curated record. Bases 126 to 515 code for a protein of 129 amino acids.
CAUCUCUCUCCCUCUCUCUCCUCUAUAAUACGACCCUCCCUCCCGUUUCCUUGGUUUGUUCGCCUCCCGUUUCUCCGUAACCGUCGUCGCAGAGAAGUAGUGAGUGAGUGAGAGAUCUGUGAGCGAUGGGUCUGCUUCACAAGCUGUGGGACGAGACGUUCGCCGGUCCCACGCCCGAGUCCGGCCUCGGCAAGCUCCGCGGGCACCGCUCGUCCUCCGCCGCCGCGGGAUUGGCGGACCCGGCUGCCCCGUUUUCCCGAGGCGCCGGCCUCGUCAGUCGAAGAAUCACCAUCGUCAGAACCAGGAACCAGGGCGGGAUGGUUGGCCCGGAUUCGGUUCCAGAGCCUCCCGCCCUGUCCAGUAGCAACCCGGGAACGCUCCCGUCUCCAGCUGGUACGCCGCAGGGGGAUAACGAGAAGUUAACGAGGAGAAAAGCCUCCCAGGCAUUACAAAAGGCAGAGCCUAGAAGUCCUACGGUUUUUGAUUGGAUCUUGAUCAGCGCUUUGGAUCGUUAAUGGAUGGAAGGAAAGGGUUGAUCUUCAUACAAGAAUACCCACAUAGACAUCUAUCUACAAUAAGAUGUUUGUCAAUGCAGAACGAAACGAGCUCAGAGUCAGAUGAAGAGUGUUCGAUCUCGAAUCAACCUGAUCCUUACCGACGUUUCCGAGAGAGCCGCUUUUUUGGUCAUUUUCCUUUUCGUUGAGCUUGAUCUCCUGUACAUAGGGCUGGCGCCUUUUGAAGAUUUUGUUUUUCCUGGUUCUCUGUAAAUGCUUCUACUCGGAUUGCCCCUCUAAUGGUAUUAAUGGUUUGACGUUUGCAUAUG